Molecule: messenger RNA, 1140 nt
Organism: Aspergillus luchuensis
Lineage: Eukaryota; Fungi; Ascomycota; Eurotiomycetes; Eurotiales; Aspergillaceae
Exons: 1
Coding region: 1-1140 (379 amino acids)
Biological process (GO): transmembrane transport
Molecular function (GO): transmembrane transporter activity
Source: RefSeq, a predicted model, not a curated record
AUGCUGUUCUUCCUCCGCCUCGACGCCCCCCAAUCCUCUUCCUCCAAUACAUCCCCCUCCAUCCACCGCAUCGACUGGCCCGGCAACAUCCUCUUCGCCGGGUCCAUCCUCUCCCAACUCCUCGCCCUCGUCGGCGGCGGCGCCCUCCACCCCUGGACCUCCCCCUCGACCCUUGUCCCCCUAAUCAUCGGCAUCAUUGGCUGGAUCCUCUUCCACAUCUACGAGGCCCUCCCACCAAAAUACUGUCCCCAUCCCUGCAUACCUCCCCACCUCUUCUCCACCCGCAACAGCCUUCUCGGCUUCAUCCUCGCCUUUGACGCCGCCCUCCUCAUGCAAUGGACCCUCUACUUCAUCCCUAUCUACUUCCAGGGCGUGCAGCGCAAGUCCCCACUAACAUCAGGAAUUGACCUCCUCCCCUACAGCGCCUUCCUCAUCCCCUUCGCCAUGGUCGCCGGCACAAUCAUGUCCCGCACGGGACUGUGCCGCCCACUACACUUCACAGGCUUCGCAGCCCUCUCUCUCGCGUUAGGUCUCUUCACCCUACUCUCCGCUAACUCCCCCCGCGGCGCAUGGGUCUGUGUCCAGCUCCCCGCCGCACUAGGCCAGGGCUUCCUAGCUACUACUAUCCUCCCUGCUAUUCAGUCAUCCCUGGGUCCUGCCGAUACGGCGAGUUCUACGGGCGUGUAUGCGUUCCUUCGAUCGUUGGCGUUCGUGUGGGGAUCUACGGCUCCGGGGAUUGUGUUUAAUGCGAGGGUGGAUGUGUACGCGGGGAGGAUUCUUGAUUAUGAGACGCUGAGGGAGAGGUUGCUGGAUGGGAGGGCGUAUGGUGCGGCGGCGGAGUUUGCUGGGGAUUGGGGAGCGGGGAUGGAUACGGUGCAGAGAGAGCAGGUGAGGGAGGUGUAUCGGUUGGCAUUGAGGACAGUGUGGCUGGUGGGGUUGGCGUUUGCGUUGGUGGGCGUUGUGGUUGGGCUGGGGAUGAGGAGGGUGGUGCUACGGGGGGAGUUGGAGGAGAAUGGGUAUGGCUUGAAGGAGAAGGGGGAUGUCCAGAGGGAUGACAAGGAGAGGGUUGUGGAUGAGGCUGUGGGUGAGGAUGAGGGGGAGGCAAAGAGGGAGGGGGAGGGAACUGAAAGUAGGGCUUGA